Physella acuta is the source of this 1367-nucleotide messenger RNA. RefSeq names its product FMRFamide receptor. Gene Ontology annotation, cellular component: plasma membrane. Gene Ontology annotation, molecular function: G protein-coupled receptor activity. NCBI's taxonomy places the organism in Eukaryota, Metazoa, Mollusca, Gastropoda, Physidae. Gene Ontology annotation, biological process: G protein-coupled receptor signaling pathway. The record is from RefSeq and is a predicted model, not a curated record.
UUCUUCAAGACGUGCUUCCAACCUCCGCACCUUCUGCACGCUCUAUGCAGCGAUGUGAGUCGGGACCCACGCCCAGAAAACAUGUCCGAGCGCGGUGAAGAUGCACCCAGACGCCGCGACCGGACCUAGCAACAGCUCGGACCAGGCGGAGAUUAACUCACUGCUCGCAGACCAAAAAUGGGUCCUUUUGUUCUUCCCACCUUUCCUCCUCUUCCUCGGCAUCACGGGAAAUAUGUUGACUUUACUCAUCCUGCGCUCCAAGAGUCUCAGGCAUAAUUUUGUGGCUCAGUUUCUCUCGUAUUUAGCUAUUUGUAACCUGCUCAACCUGUUCGUCGGAUUAACCCGGUUGUGGAUUAUCGGACUGGUCGACGCCGAUAUACGACUUUUAUCGAGUUUGGCGUGUCAAGUGCAUCUCGCUUUCUCCAUCAUCUUUCAUGUAAUCGCCAACUGGACCAUGGUCUGUGUCACAGCCUGCAAACUGCUCUUCGUCUCCAACCCAAUUAGAGCCAAUGGCAUAUGUACCAAGGCAGCCAUCCACACGAUCAUGUUCACCUUGAUCACAUUCUUCACCAUAUUCGAAGUGCUGACUUCCAGUAACCAGUACACCAUGGUCAAACUGGGAAAUGGUCGCCUCAAGUACUGCGGGAUCAACCAUGGCGGUCACGUGCAUUUGAUACAGGUCACCAUGUUCUACUUCAUUCCUGGCAUCCUCAUCCUCAUCUUCAACGUUUGUAUCAUCAUUACAGUCAAUCGAAAACCGGACACCAUUGACGACUCGGCCAUUGCUAGGAAGAAAGAAAGAAUCAUGCACCUGCUGGCGUACAUCCUGUUUGUGUGUGACGUCCAGAUCCUGAUCCUGGAGCUGCCGUACGCCAUCCAGUACGCGCUGGGGGAGAGGCUCUUCGACAACACGGAUCUCGGCAGGACGAAAUACACAGUUUUUUACAACGUGUCCGCCAUAUUGGUGUACACGAACUACUCCGUCAACUUUGUCAUCUACUGUUUCUUCGGAGACCACUUCCGGGCCGAGCUGCGGAGAAUUUUCCGGCCGUGUUUGAAAGUCUGUUGCAAAAAUGACAGUCGUUGGGUGGAGUCGACGUUAGAGAUUUCCUAUAGUCAGUCUGCAAGUGCUGAGAACGUGACGGCCUCCGUCCCGAGGAUAUCCUUCAUGAACAUCUUCGACAAUCCCCUCCACGAUAGAAGGUACUCUUCAGAACGGACCUUCACCCACGGCAAGCCUGACCACAGAAGGCUCAGCACUAUCUCUAGCAUUGACGAAUCGUCACCGGUUUAAUGCGUUGUUGUUGUUUAUUUUAUUUUUAUUUCUUUUGCUUGACGUUUGAUAUAUCUGUAGUAAAUGAAUGAUC